AUGGAGCCCUGGAAGCAGUGCGGGCAGUGGCUGAUCAAUUGCAAGGUGCUGCCGCCCAACCACCGGGUGACCUGGGACACGGCCCAGGUCUUCGACCUGGCGCAGACGCUGCGCGACGGCGUCCUGCUCUGCCAGCUCCUCAACAACCUGCGCAGCCACUCUAUCAACCUCAAGGAGAUCAACCUGCGCCCGCAGAUGUCCCAGUUUCUUUGCUUGAAGAAUAUAAGGACUUUUCUUUCGGCAUGUUGUGAAAUAUUUGGGAUGAAGAAAAGUGAACUUUUUGAAGCAUUCGAUUUGUUUGAUGUGAGAGAUUUUGGAAAGGUGAUAGAAACACUUUCAAAACUUUCUCGCACUCCUAUUGCAAUAGGCACAGGAAUAAGGCCCUUCCCUACAGAAGAAAGCGUUGAUGAUGAAGAUGUCUACAAAGGUCUUCCUGAUUUAAUAGAUGAAACUGGUGUUGAUGAAGAUGAGGAGUUGUACGAUUGCGUCUAUGGAGAAGAUGAAGGUGGGGAGGUUUAUGAAGACCUAAUGAAAGAUGAAGCAGCACAGCAACCUAAAUAUACUGAAAAUGAUAUAAGAAGCUGUUGUCUUGCUGAAAUAAAGCAAACUGAAGAGAAAUACACUGAAACUCUGGAAUCGAUAGAGAAAUUUUUCAUGGUGCCAUUGAAAAGGUUUCUGUCAGCAUCAGAGUUUGAUACUGUUUUCAUCAACAUUCCUGAUUUGGUGAAAAUUCACAGGAAUCUAACACAGGACAUCAAUGAUUCCAUUGUUAACAAAAAUGAUCAGAACCUGUAUCAAAUUUUUAUUAACUACAAGGAAAGAUUGGUAAUUUAUGGACAGUACUGCAGUCAAGUGGAGAUAGCGAUAUCAUGCUUAGACAACAUCUCUAAGACAAAAGAAGAUGUUAAAUUGAAGUUAGAGGAAUGUUCCAAGAGGGCCAAUAAUGGGAAAUUUACGUUGCGGGAUCUUUUAGUGGUUCCAAUGCAGAGAGUGCUAAAAUAUCACCUACUGCUCCAGGAGCUGGUAAAGCACACUACUGAUCACAUGGAGAAGGCAAAUCUAAAACUGGCACUUGAUGCAAUGAAGGACUUGGCUCAAUACGUAAAUGAAGUGAAGAGAGAUAAUGAAACACUCCGUGAAAUUAGACAGUUUCAACUAUCAAUAGAGAAUUUGAAUCAUUCCCUCUUACAGUAUGGAAGACCUCAAGGUGAUGGGGAAAUAAGGAUAACAACGUUAGACAAACGUGCGAGGCAAGACAGGCAUAUCUUCUUGUUUGAUCUAGCUGUAAUUGUUUGCAAACGGAGAGGUGAUAAUUAUGAAAUGAAGGAAAUAAUAGAUCUUCAGAAAUACAAAAUUACAAAUAACCCCACUACUGAUAAAGAAAAUAAGAAGUGGUCUUACGGCUUCUACCUCAUUCAUAUCCAAGGUCAAAAUGGUUUAGAAGUUUAUUGCAAAACUAAAGACUUGAAGAAAAAAUGGCUUGAACAAUUUCAGAUGGCUCUGUCAAACAUACGGCCAGACUAUGCGGAUACAAGCUUUCAUGAGUUCAAAAUGCAUACCUUCAGUCGUGUGACAUCUUGCAAAGUCUGUCAGAUGCUUCUGAGGGGAACAUUUUAUCAAGGCUAUUUAUGUUCUAAGUGUGGAGCUGGAGCACACAAAGAAUGUUUAGGAAGAUUAGACAAUUGUGGCAGAGCUAAUUCAGGUGGUAAUGGAACUUUUUCUAUGCCUCAAAAACGAACAAAUGGAAUUAGAAGAAACUCUAGACACGUGGACCCAGGUUUACCAAAAAUGCAAGUCAUUCGAAACUACAAUGGAAUACCACAGCCAGUGACACAAGAUGGUCCACCAUUGCAUAUCCAGAUUGGGGACACUAUUGAACUAAUUAGAGGAGACGCACAUAGCUUAUUUUGGCAGGGCAGAAAUCUGACAACAGGAGAGCUUGGAUUCUUCCCAAGUGAUGCAGUAAAGCCUAGCCCGUGUGUUCCUAAACCAGUAGACUACUCUUCACAACUGUGGUUUGCAGGAGCAAUGGAAAGAUUGCAAGCAGAGAGUGAACUUAUUAACAGAGUAAAUAGCACUUACCUGGUGCGGCACAGGACCAAAGAGUCAGGAGAAUAUGCAAUUAGUAUUAAGUACAAUAACGAGGUGAAACACAUCAAGAUUUUAACAAGAGAUGGCUUUUUCCACAUUGCAGAAAAUAGAAAAUUUAAAAAUUUAAUGGAACUCAUAGAAUACUAUAAGCACCACUCUCUCAAAGAAGGCUUUCGAAGUUUGGAUACUACUCUUCAAUUUCCAUACAAAGAAUCUGAAAACUCAGUGGGACAAAGGAGUAACAGAACAGGUGGCAGCUUGCUAAGCCCAAAGGUGAUAGGCAUUGCCAUAGCCAGGUAUGACUUCUGUGCAAGAGACAUGAGAGAACUAUCCUUACUGAAAGGGGAUGUUGUAAAAAUUUAUACAAAGAUGAGUGCGAAUGGCUGGUGGAGAGGUGAAGUAAAUGGAAGGGUGGGCUGGUUUCCAUCAACUUAUGUUGAAGAGGACGAAUGA
Molecule: messenger RNA, 2544 nt
Organism: Gavia stellata (red-throated loon)
Lineage: Eukaryota; Metazoa; Chordata; Aves; Gaviiformes; Gaviidae
Gene: VAV3
Product: vav guanine nucleotide exchange factor 3
Exons: 27
Coding region: 1-2544 (847 amino acids)
Biological process (GO): regulation of GTPase activity; cell migration; intracellular signal transduction
Cellular component (GO): plasma membrane; cytoplasm
Molecular function (GO): guanyl-nucleotide exchange factor activity; protein binding
Source: RefSeq, a predicted model, not a curated record